UCCUGCAGCAGAGGAAGAUUAGUCUCAGCGAGUGAAGAGCGCUGUGAGAAAGUCAAGAGACUCCGCGCUCACCGUGGCGGAGCAGACCAGAGCUCGCCAUCCGCGGCAAGGAAGGAGAAACGCUGCUGAGGGAUCUGUCCCGCCACCGAUUCCCCGGUCCGUAGAUCGUCGUGUCGACCCGUAAGACAGGGCCGAGGCGUGGAGAUCAGGGAAGCCUCCUCCAAGGACUCGCUGUCGUCUGUGGCGCCGCGGAGAAUCGCGCAUUAUGGGAAACGCAGCUACUGCCAAGAAAGGCAAUGAACUGGAGAGCGUGAAAGAGUUUCUAGCCAAAGCCAAAGAAGAUUUCUUGAGAAAAUGGGAAUCACCACCACAGAGCACAACUGGUUUAGAUGACUUCGAGAGACUGAAGACGUUGGGCACGGGCUCUUUCGGGAGAGUCAUGCUGGUUAAACACAAGGCUACAGAUCAGUUCUAUGCCAUGAAGGUUCUGGACAAACAAAAGGUGGUGAAGUUGAAACAAGUGGAGCAUACGUUAAAUGAGAAGAGAAUAUUACAAGCAGUAUCCUUCCCGUUCCUCGUCAGAUUGGAAUACGCCUUCAAGGACAACUCUAAUUUGUAUAUGGUGAUGGAGUAUGUACCAGGAGGGGAGAUGUUCUCACAUCUUAGAAGAAUCGGAAGGUUUAGUGAACCACAUGCACGGUUUUAUGCUGCACAGAUUGUCCUGACCUUUGAGUACCUCCACUCACUAGACCUCAUCUACAGAGACCUGAAACCUGAAAACCUACUCAUUGACCAGCAUGGAUAUAUACAGGUAACAGACUUUGGUUUUGCAAAAAGAGUAAAAGGCAGAACCUGGACUUUAUGUGGAACUCCAGAGUACUUGGCGCCAGAGAUCAUCCUCAGCAAGGGAUACAACAAGGCUGUGGACUGGUGGGCCCUUGGUGUUCUCAUAUAUGAAAUGGCAGCUGGAUAUCCCCCAUUUUUUGCAGACCAGCCUAUUCAGAUCUACGAGAAAAUUGUGUCUGGAAAGGUACGAUUCCCCUCGCACUUCAGUUCCGAUCUGAAAGAUCUGUUGAGGAAUCUGCUGCAGGUGGACCUGACCAAGCGCUACGGCAACCUGAGGAAUGGUGUCAAUGAUAUCAAAAACCACAAAUGGUUUGCCACAACGGAUUGGAUAGCCAUCUAUGAGCGAAAGGUGGAGGCGCCGUUCAUACCAAAGUGCCGAGGUCCUGGAGACACAAGCAACUUUGAUGACUAUGAAGAGGAAGACAUUCGUGUAUCUGUUACAGAAAAAUGCGCAAAGGAGUUCUCAGAGUUUUAGUUACGGACACAUCAAAGCUAGACAUAUAUGCAUAUAUACAUAUAUUUACUUAUCUAUAUAUGUAUAUGUGUGUGUGUGUGUGUGCAUCACACAACACAUCAAAUAAGGGUAUCUUUGCACUCUAAAGACAUGGGAUGAGCAGAGAGCACAUCACCGUCAGAGUUCUUGUGUACUUCCUUCAUUCCAUUGGGCUUUAGAGGUCACCGGGGUUCUCAUGCUCUUAACCAUCAUGCACUGCUCCUUCAGUUCACUCUCUUCCUGCUCCGUUUUCGCUUUGUCAAAUGACCUGUUCGACAUUGUGUUCCCCAUUUGAAAGCUUAUUUUUUUGACAGAUGUUUAAGUAUGGCAUUACAAAUAUGGACUUGGGGGGGAAACACAAACACAAAGGCCAAUUCAGCAUUGUUAGUCCUUUUUUUUUUUUUUUUUUUUGUUCAUGGCGGCAUCAUACAGUGUUGUUAUUUGAAAGGUAGCCGUUGCCUGUACCUAUUGGCAUUUUUUGGUGUUACACAUCCAUGUCGUUUUUAUUUUCACCUUUAGACCAAAACAACUGACAACCUUUUCAGGUUUUUUUUUUUUUUUUUGUUCCGUGUGCAAAUCUGUCGAAUUCAGAGCAUUUUUUAUUUUAUUUAAACCACGUUGUGUGUUGAAAGCAUGACCAAAACCAUCGUGUUGUGAACGGCAGAGAAGGAGGUCUUAACUCUUCAGAUUUGCCUUAGAAACUCGAUAUUACAGAGCCCACAGAAUGAUUGCAUUACAGAUGUUACAGUGAUCUUUAUAUCACGAUGUUACAGUGAAGGUCCAGUCUCAUGCAUAUACUGACAGAUGUUGUUAGCAAUAUAAAACAUAUCUUAUUUUACCACUUUUGUGCAUUUUUAUUCAUUAUACAAAGGUUUUAUUCUGAAAUAGAAGAUAAAACCUUUAAAGAUCAUUUUAACAGUGCUGUUUAUCAUCGGAUAUUUAAGAAAAACAGCAAAUGCAUUGGUGCAACUGCUAUAGGAUGAAUUAGAUUAUCACAGUGAGGCACUUAUCAGUUACAUAUCAGUUCACCGUUUUUGUCACCGUUUUUAAUUUGUCAAUGUUGAAGCUGUUUUGCAAAGUUCUCUCUUAACUGAAAAUUGUAAAACUGCCAAAACUAUAUGUUGUCUCCAUUGUUGCUGUUGAACUUUUGUCGUUCUUUUAUUCUUAUGACCGAAUGUAGUGUUGAAACUUCUAGAUAUGCAUAUUGUUUGACAAGUUUGAGUUUUGAGGUACAUUCUCACAGACAUAUACUAAGAAACUGAAUAUGUGAAAGAGAGAAAAAAACAGAGGUUAGUAAGCCUCUUCUCCUUUGUAUCACCUAUAAUCCAGUUAUUGUUCAGCUCAUAAUGCGUAUAUGCAUUAUUUCUUAUAAAUGUUUUUAUUUAUACACACAUUAGAGAGAUGCUAAUAAAUUUUAUUUUUAAGA
This is a messenger RNA of Onychostoma macrolepis, 2765 nucleotides long. RefSeq names its product protein kinase, cAMP-dependent, catalytic, beta b (gene prkacbb). The transcript has 10 exons. Gene Ontology annotation, biological process: peptidyl-serine phosphorylation. Gene Ontology annotation, cellular component: cAMP-dependent protein kinase complex; nucleus. The record is from RefSeq and is a predicted model, not a curated record. Bases 266 to 1321 code for a protein of 351 amino acids. NCBI's taxonomy places the organism in Eukaryota, Metazoa, Chordata, Actinopteri, Cypriniformes, Cyprinidae. Gene Ontology annotation, molecular function: ATP binding; cAMP-dependent protein kinase activity.